Molecule: messenger RNA, 975 nt
Organism: Paramecium sonneborni
Lineage: Eukaryota; Ciliophora; Oligohymenophorea; Peniculida; Parameciidae
Source: the annotation of a GenBank genome assembly
AUGCUUAAAUUACAAGAGAAGCAAAAAAUUAUUGAAAUUUUAAAUAACCCAAUUUCUUAAAUUAAUAGGCCAGCAAAAAGCACAUCAACUUAUAAUCCUUAACCAAUUGAAUAGUUAGUCUUCAAUCGAAGCUUACUAAGAGUUUAUGGAUAUUCAAAACCAUAAACUGACCAAAGAAAUAGGAAAAAACUAUAUAUAAAAUAAUUAGAAGUAACACAAGAUAUAAAAAAUAACAAAAAAAUCAUAGAAAUUUUAAAAAGAGAUUAUUCAACAAAAUCAAAUGUUGAAAAAUAAUCAUCUUUUCAAAAAGAACAGUUAGAAAAAAGAUGCACCACUACUAUUAAUAACAGGUUCUCUUUAUUGAAUGCCAUGUAUAAAGGUAAGAGGAACGACAACAUUUCUAAAGUUAUUGAGUAUUAAAAUGAUAGUUAAAAAUAAAGAUAUUAGAUGCUACAUCUUAAUUUUAUAAAAACCUAAAAAUAAUACUAGAACAUUUAUGGAAUACCCUUAUCUGAAUUUCUAUUAGAACAUAAAUUUUUAACUUUAAUUCAUUAAUAACUAUUAAUAAUUUUAUUGUUAGUCUUUUAAAUCGAUUGCUCUAAUAUUUAUGAAGUAAUAACUUAUAAAUAAUACAAACUUUUUAAACAAGUUAUUAUUUGGAAAGAUUUAUCGAUUAUUGAUUUAGUUGAUAAAAUUUCAUUAGUUUUUGAAAAUGCUGCUGGAGGGGAUUUGCUUAAUAUUAUACAUUUAAUGGCUUAAAUUUAACCUUACAGAUUUAAUGGUAAGUAAAAAAUAACCAGAGAUAUGAAAUUAUUAAAUAAAACGGUAUAGGAUUUAGAAAAUAUAUGUAUAGAACAUGUUUUAUAAUAAGGAAAUUUAAAUAUACAAAUUGAUAUUACUAAAUUAAAAAAACUAUUUUAUAAUUAAAUUAUUAAUAUUAAUACAUUUAUUGACUUAUUAUCAGGAUAAUUUUGA